AUGACCUUCGCGUGGAAAGCCGCCGGUUUGACCUACAACCGCUACCUCACCGUCGCUGCUCAGGCAGUCCGUCGAUCUCUCAAGCCAGAACUCCGUGUCAAGGCCGAGUCUCAGGCUCCUGCUGAGCUCAAGUACGCCCACUGGAAGAAUGGCAAGCAAGGCGAGAUCGUCGACCUCGGUGCCCAGAUGAACGAGGGCCAGGUAGCGAAAUAA
This is a messenger RNA of Arthroderma uncinatum, 213 nucleotides long. RefSeq lists its product as uncharacterized. Gene Ontology annotation, cellular component: mitochondrial inner membrane. Gene Ontology annotation, biological process: proton motive force-driven mitochondrial ATP synthesis. Gene Ontology annotation, molecular function: proton-transporting ATP synthase activity, rotational mechanism. The record is from RefSeq and is a predicted model, not a curated record. The transcript is spliced from 3 exons. Lineage: Eukaryota; Fungi; Ascomycota; Eurotiomycetes; Onygenales; Arthrodermataceae. The coding region runs from base 1 to 213 and encodes 70 amino acids.